Molecule: messenger RNA, 786 nt
Organism: Neohortaea acidophila
Lineage: Eukaryota; Fungi; Ascomycota; Dothideomycetes; Mycosphaerellales; Teratosphaeriaceae
Product: INO80 complex, subunit Ies4
Exons: 2
Coding region: 1-786 (261 amino acids)
Biological process (GO): chromatin remodeling
Cellular component (GO): Ino80 complex
Source: RefSeq, a predicted model, not a curated record
AUGUCGUCGACCACCACCACCACCAUCAAAGCCACUGCCAAAGGGGCGAAGAAGAGCAAAAUCAUCGUGUUACACAUCACCGCCGACAAACUCUCGCGCUUUCCCGCUACGCCCUCCAUCUCACGCUCCGCGUCCAUCAAAGCCGAGCCUUCGCCGUCAGUACAGCCGCCGGAGCCCGCAGACAAAUCAUCAGAAGCCAACUCCACCCCGAUACCACCUAAUGCGAAUGAUGACACGGACGGCAACUCGCUAGCACCGCCCGGGGCAGAGAAUAAAAAGAAGCGACCGGCGGGUAACGCGUCUGGCAAGAAGCGCGCACCCCCUGCCAUCGAUCCCGAUGCUCCUCCCAGGGAGAGGGCUAGACCGGGACCGAAGAAGAAGCCAAGGUUAGCGGACGGUAGCAUCGAUCGCACUAUAGACGGAAAGAAGGUCACCGUCGCCGGCCCCAACCCGGUGACAUCCCACAAACUCGGGCCGAAAGCCAACACCGGUGCCAUCAAUGCCGGACUGCGCGCCCUUGACCGCACAGGCAAGCCGUGUCGGAAAUGGGAACGCAAACCUCUCCAGCUCAAGUCCUUCACCGGCACCAUGUGGAACAUGUCCUCUUGGAACGCACCCGUUCGUGACGCUGGUUUCGCUGGUGAUGUCAAGAGUGACACUACUGCUUCGAGUGACGUGAAGCCAAACGGCAGCAGUGCGCUCCCCAGUGAAAGUGGACAGGGAGAUUUUGAGAUGACGAAUGGGAUUGAGAGCUCACCCGCGCCCGCGAUGGCGGCGGCUUCUUGA